AUGCGCGCAAAGGAACAAACACCGGCGGAAGCAGCGGGGGCGGACAAGGACGUGGCUCGGGCGGUGGUGGAAGAGGAGGCGGUCGAGGAGGUGGACGAGGAGGGCGCACUGGGGAACGUGGCGGGCGUGGGGCAACCACUUCAACCACGGGUGGGCUCCCUCCGUGCCAGUAUGUCAUUCGCUAAGGCCCUAACAAAGGUCAGACCUGCAACCAGACCACCCAUCCCACUGAUACGUGUUUCAAAGCUCUCACCGACGAAUGGCUUGCACGCGGCAACACGGGCCCUCCUCCACGCUGGAGCACCAUCACCCCUCGCCCCACCCCUCAUGACAUUCGCACCCUUCCCGCCUAUGCACCAUCUCCCCCCAACCUCCAUAAUGUCCUCGCCCAACACCUCUCCCCUCACGUCCUCCAGCAAGUCCAACACCUCCUCCCCACACCCACCACCACCCCAACACCUCCCAUCCUCACCACACCCACCCUCGCACCUCAAACCCCUCCCUCCCCCUAUCCUCCUCUCUCCCCUUAUCCUCCUCCUUACUGGCCCUACCCUCCCUACCCCCCAUCUCUGUAUGGCCAUGGGACAGCUGCAACUGCUGCACCUGCUGAACUACCCACCUCCCCCUCUCACCCCCCCGGCUUCACACCACUUCCCCCCCCUCCCUCCUCGCCCUCACCGGUACUCCCCUCCCCCCCCGCUUCAGCCCCCUCACUCCAGAUCCACUGCGCAACCGCUCCGCGCUCCUGACUGCACCACCACGCAGCCGAGCAGCAGCAUUUCCAUGCCUCAAAUUCGACCUCCAGCGCAGCUGUCUUGCAUCUUCACCACCCCCUCUACCUCCUCCUCUCUCUCCUCUCCUCUAUGA
Closterium sp. NIES-65 is the source of this 867-nucleotide messenger RNA. The record is from the annotation of a GenBank genome assembly. Lineage: Eukaryota; Viridiplantae; Streptophyta; Zygnematophyceae; Desmidiales; Closteriaceae.